AUGCCGAUUUCCUUGGUCAUGUUGAACUUCAUUUCCCGUCGCACCGAUGCGGUUGACCGUGUGAAUGAUUCUGGAAGCUGGUUUAUGAUUCGGUCGUGGUCUGGUGAUCGUCGAGCCCAGAGUGUGUCCAUGACGGGAGUCGAGGGGAUCUACGGAGUACUCCGUACAGGCUUCCAAUGUGGGAGUGUCGGUGUGCAGGUUUCCAUUGAUCGACUGUGA
This is a messenger RNA of Penicillium verrucosum, 219 nucleotides long. RefSeq lists its product as uncharacterized. Lineage: Eukaryota; Fungi; Ascomycota; Eurotiomycetes; Eurotiales; Aspergillaceae. The record is from RefSeq and is a predicted model, not a curated record. Bases 1 to 219 code for a protein of 72 amino acids. The transcript has a single exon.